Molecule: messenger RNA, 399 nt
Organism: Zophobas morio
Lineage: Eukaryota; Metazoa; Arthropoda; Insecta; Coleoptera; Tenebrionidae
Exons: 2
Coding region: 10-348 (112 amino acids)
Molecular function (GO): protein binding
Source: RefSeq, a predicted model, not a curated record
UUUUCCACAAUGUUCAAGACUUUGCCUUUCGUCGCCGCUAAUGAAUUUGCUCUGCCAAAUUUACCGGUAGAGAUAUGGGUCAUCAUCCUGAGGUGUUUGGACCCACGUUCACUUCUGACUGCGGCCAGAUCCUUCGAACUGUGGGAACGCAUCACCCGGGGCGACCGAGUUUUAAGGAAGACCCUCAAGAAGCAACUACAGCUGGAAAAACUAAGACGCCGGGAGAUGCUGAAUCAGGGACUUUUGAUCCCCAUAAACAGGAAAGCAAGCGGAGGACUAUUUGGAUCCAACGCUAACAAGAUUCUUCGUCCCCAGUACAAACACCACAAUACCCGCAGGAAAAAAUAAAACGUCAUCCACAUAAAAAUCAUGUGCCCCUUCGGAAACAAAAACAACUUA